AUGUUAUUUGAAUUUUAUUAUGCUGGCAAAAUCCAGACAUUAGAUGAUGAUGAUGAUAAUAAUAGUUAUUUGAAUUUUAUUACUGGCAAAAUCCAGACAUUAGAUGAUGAUGAUAAUAAUAGUUAUUUGAAUUUUAUUACUGCUGGCAAAAUCCAGACAUUAGAUGAUGAUGAUAAUAAUAAUAGUUAUUUGAAUUUUAUUACUGCUGGCAAAAUCCAGACAUUAGAUGAUGAUGAUAAUAAUAAUAGUUAUUUGAAUUUUAUUACUGCUGGCAAAAUCCAGACAUUAGAUGAUGAUGAUAAUAAUAAUAGUUAUUUGAAUUUUAUUACUGCUGGCAAAAUCCAGACAUUAGAUGAUGAUGAUAAUAAUAAUAGUUAUUUGAAUUUUAUUACUGCUGGCAAAAUCCAGACAUUAGAUGAUGAUGAUGAUAAUAAUAGUUAUUUGAAUUUUAUUACUGCUGGCAAAAUCCAGACAUUAGAUGAUGAUGAUGAUAAUAAUAGUUAUUUGAAUUUUAUUACUGCUGGCAAAAUCCAGACAUUAGAUGAUGAUGAUGAUAAUAAUAGUUAUUUGAAUUUUAUUACUGCUGGCAAAAUCCAGACAUUUGAUGAUUUAAUAGUUAUUUGCUGGCAAAAUCCAGACAUUAGAGAUGAUGAUGAUGAUAAUAAUAGUUAUUUGAAUUUUAUUACUGCUGGCAAAAUCCAGACAUUAGAUGAUGAUGAUGAUAAUAAUAGUUAUUUGAAUUUUAUUACUGCUGGCAAAAUCCAGACAUUAGAUGAUGAUGAUGAUAAUAAUAGUUAUUUGAAUUUUAUUACUGCUGGCAAAAUCCAGACAUUAGAUGAUGAUGAUGAUAAUAAUAGUUAUUUGAAUUUUAUUACUGCUGGCAAAAUCCAGACAUUAGAUGAUGAUGAUGAUAAUAAUAGUUAUUUGAAUUUUAUUACUGCUGGCAAAAUCAGACAUUAG
Molecule: messenger RNA, 960 nt
Organism: Acanthosepion pharaonis
Lineage: Eukaryota; Metazoa; Mollusca; Cephalopoda; Sepiida; Sepiidae
Source: the annotation of a GenBank genome assembly